Molecule: messenger RNA, 2516 nt
Organism: Stylophora pistillata
Lineage: Eukaryota; Metazoa; Cnidaria; Anthozoa; Scleractinia; Pocilloporidae
Product: kelch-like protein 25
Molecular function (GO): protein binding
Source: RefSeq, a predicted model, not a curated record
GAGGUGAUGGAGAAAGUUUUGGAGUAAUGAUCUGUACACCGGACACACAGACGUGAGUGAAACAGUUUCUUUUGAUUUGCUGGUCGUGGCAGAUUACCUUAUGAUAACAAGCUUGAAAGAUCUGUGUGCACAAGUUAUUUUACGUGGAAUGUCUCUUUCCAACUGCAUUCCAGCUUACUUCUUGAGCGUGAAGUACCAGUGUGAAGAGCUCAAGAAAGGUGCAAGGGUUUUCAUUCUAGAAAACUUCGUCACCGUAGCGAAAACGGAAGACUUUCUGAGUUUGAGCAAAGAGCAAUUCUUGGGGUGGAUCUCCAGUGACGAAAUAAAUGUACGUGGAGAGGAAGAAGUGUUUAUAAUCUUGAGAAAUUGGAUCGCAGCAAACAAAAGUCAAGAGCAAAACUUUUACGAAUUGUUUCGUCACAUUCGAUUUAUGUACUUGCCGCGUGACUUCUUUCUGGAAGCUCUUGUACCUGAUCCUAUGGUAAAGAACAAUCUUGAUUGUUCAAAUUUCGCUUUAAAUGCUAUGAGAAUGAUGUUUCGUGGAGAACUAGAAUCUUUUUUCGCUCAGGCACCAAGGAAUUGUCUGAAAACACAUGAAGAUGCUAUUGUGGCUUGUGGAGCUAGAAGAACCGUAUGCUACAUUCCCUUAACAAAGAAAUGGUACAGACUGGCCAAUACACUGACCUUACGAAAUUUAUAUGGUCAAAAUGUUAGUUAUUGCCAGGGAAAGCUGUUUUUCAUUGGAGGCAACAGUGGUGGCUUUCCAGCAGAGUUUUAUGAUCCAUCCCAGAACAAGUGGUGUUCACUGAAAUCGUUCAAGAAGAGAAUCAAGUUUUGUACUGUCUCAACUUGCCGAGGGUUUCUCUAUGUGAUUGGUGGAGUUGAUGAAGAUGAAAAUCUCUUGAGCUCUGUACAAAGGUAUGACCCAGAUAAAGAUUUAUGGCAAGAAAUGCCUUCACUAAGCUUCCCAAGAUCAAGUGUCUGUGCUGUGUCUGAUGGAAGUUUCUUGUAUGCAGUUGGAGGCAAUACAAUACAUGGAUUUGUGGCUAUUGCUGAAAGAUUUGAUCCAAAAGAAAAAACAUGGGCUAGAAUUUCUCCAACUCUGGAAAAAAGAGGAGGUGCUGUUGGUGCAGCUGUCAGUGAGAAAGUGUUUGUAUUUGGCGGUCUUAAGUGGUCAGGUGUGUCGGUUUCAACCUUUGCUGAAAUGUAUGACCCUGUUGUUGACAAGUGGAGUAGCAUUCCAAGUCCUGCAUUCCUUGCUUUACGAUUGCGGUGGCUAAGUGCAAUUAGUUUCAAAGGGACAAUAUUUGUGUCUGGUGAAUGUGCAGAUGAUACACAAGGAACUAUCUUGAAAUUACACAUUUAUGAUUCUAUCACAAAGCAGUGGGUAUAUUGUUGCAGAUUUCCUGAUAUUGUUGAUAACUUCCGCAUUUCUUGUCUGAGAAUACCAAGAGAGAUUUUGAAUUCAUGCGAGGUCGCUUCAGAGACGUAAAAUUUUCAGUUACUAGAAGCAGUAAAACUGAUGUGGAGGGGGGGAGGGUGAUGUAUUCUGUUUAUUAAGUUUAAUGACAGAACCCUCUGCUAGAGAUAAAUAGUUUUGGCAAAGAAAUGCUUUCUACAUUCGUAAUCUCUCCCUGUGUUUGCAAGUGUUUGGUUGCCAUUGUUGGUUUAUAUUACACCAGGGUAUUGAGGAAAAAGUAGACAGAGGUUUUCUUUAAAACUCAGACCAGAUAGGUCUUGAUCUGGUAAAAUUGACACAAGUGGCAUAAAUUCUUUGAAAGUCCUAGAAUCUCUUGUGAGUUCUAAUGGCACGUGUCAUAAACUUCAAGACUUGUAUUGAUUCGCCAAUUGAUUUCUUUAAUUGAUUUGUCCUUAUAUAACAAAAUUGACCUCGUAUUGUAAACCUAUUUCUUCAUCUUUGCUUUGAAAAAGGACUGACCAAAGUCUUAUGUACAUGCGAUUAUUGCAGUCAAUGUUCACAUGUCCAUCAGUCAACUAAAACUGUACAAAGAAAACAAGUAUCUGGUUUCAAAAGAUUACAAAAUUGUACUGGUGUGGGAAAUCUCCAUGGUUGCGACAGCGCACCUAAAUCUAGUAUGCAUCUGCAUGUGCAAUAAGAAAUCUGAAGAGGUAUAGUAAUUAUAAAUGCUUUCAAACCUGGGUGCAGUUGUUAAGAUAGCUUUUGCUGAUGCAGCAUUAACAUGUUUAAUUGGGUUCAAGUUAAAGCUCAUGUCUUUAGUGGCUUCAUCUUCUUGCAAAGGAAAAUUAGGAAAGUAAAAACAGUAAACCUCAAUAGAGAACAAGCUCCAUUGCUGCUCAACAAACAUGUUCUGUUUUGUCAUUUAAGUUGAUUUUUUUCUCAAAAGUUCAGUAAAAAUAGCAAUUGUGACAAAUUUUUUUAAUAACCCAAUUUUAUCAUCACCAAGCUAUUUUAGUUGCAUUUAGGCUUAGUUCAUUACAUAGUAAGAAGUAUGUUAAAGGUUAGUCCCAUUUAAUAAUAAAACAUCAUUGUGUGA